Molecule: messenger RNA, 414 nt
Organism: Enterobius vermicularis (human pinworm)
Lineage: Eukaryota; Metazoa; Nematoda; Chromadorea; Rhabditida; Oxyuridae
Source: the annotation of a GenBank genome assembly
AUGACUGUAUUUUUAGCAUUGCUCAAUGAAAUUAAAAGUCGUCAAAUGGAAUUUAUGAAAGCUUUUAAUAGCGGUAAUACCAGUGCAGCUGUAUCGCUGUAUGAACCCGAUGCAUAUAUGAUGCCGUUUUAUAAAGAACCUGUUAAAGGCAGAUCCGAACCUUCUAAACUUGUUAAUGUUUCAGGUAUUGAAGCAUAUUUUAAACAGGAUAUCGCAGAAGGCGUACGAAAUGUUCAAGUAAUCACCGAAGAUGUAUGCGGUAAUGGUGACUGGGCUUAUGAACGUGGAAGCUAUCAAUUGGACGGUUCACUGGGUCCAGAGACUGGAGCUUAUCUGUUGGUAUGGAAGAAAAGUGGUGGUCAAUGGUAUAUUCACGCAGACUGCACAAAUGUCAUAAAGCCAGCUAAACAGUAA